UUUCCAGCGCCCAGGGUUUCACAGUGACGAGAGUGCCUUUAUUGAGAACGAGGAACUUGUAUCUAUUGUUUCAGGCAUGCUAUGCAUUUGUGCUCAACAAUUAACUCAGGUGAACAUUCAAGUCUACAAACUUAAAUUUGUUUUUAGGCCUUAACAAUGCGCCGUACAGUAUUAAAACACGAUGUAGUAGUCAAUCGUUAUAGUUUAGCAGAGGCUACCCAAACUAGGGAUGCUUUAGCCAAGUGUCUCUACAAUGCUUUAUUCCAUUGGAUUGUUUUGAGGAUUAACCAUUCUCUCUUUCGGAAGGAAUCUGCUACGGCGAACAAAGCAAAUGGACUUUACAUUGGAAUUUUGGAUAUUUUUGGGUUUGAGGAUGUUGGGGGGAAUUGUAAUUCAUUCGAGCAAUUAUGCAUUAACUAUGCUAAUGAAAGGCUUCAAGCCUAUUUUAACCAACACAUUUUCCAAUUUGAACAGGAAAUUUAUAUGAAAGAGAAUAUUCGCUGGACACCUAUACAAUAUACAGACAACACGGAAUGUGUUGAAAUGUUUUCUAGCAAGCCUUAUGGACUUCUUAGACUUGUGGAUGAGGAGAGCAAUAUAAACAAUGGUACUGAUCAGUCAAUGCUUGAAAAAUUAAAUACCUUUUUGCGAACAAAUGAGUAUUACGAAGUCCCCCAUAAAAGAGAAGCUGCAUUUAUUAUUGCCCAUUAUGCCGGGAAAGUCAAAUAUCAAAUUUAUGGUUUUCGAGAGAAAAACAAGGAUUUAAUGCGGCAUGAUGUAAUGAACGUUCUUAAAGGAAGUAAAAGCGCUUUUGUUAGGGAAUUGGUUGGGGAAGAUCCUGUAGCUGUUUUUAGAUGGAGUUUGUUGCGCUGUACGGUGCGAGCAAUGUUCGCAUUUCGACAGGCUGGAAGGACAAAAUUAAGAGCAGGCAGUGUUGACAGACUAGAAUUGACAACUGCCCAAACCCCUUCAAUGGCCCGUCGUUCCUCCGACUCUCAUCUAAAUGCCUUUCUACGUGGCGAACUACCAGCUAGCAUCGUUCCCGAUUUCUGCGAUAUUUCUGUAUUCAAAACCAUCAAGGAAAGGGCUCGAAAGACUCCAACAAAAUCCCACAGCCUACGCUUAUCCUACCUAAAAACCCUACAAGCUUUGAAAGGCGCAGUAGGCCAAAAGGCUAUUCCAAACAAGCCCAGCUCUGUCAGCCGCCAAUUUGGUGCAUCCCUCUCUAGAUUGAUGAAAACUUUGGGGCAGGCUACCCCCUACUUUAUUCGGUGCAUAAAAUCAAAUAAUGAGAAAGUCCCCAAUCACUUUGAUGAUAAUAUCAUACUUCGUCAAUUACGGUAUACUGGAAUGCUGGAGACCGUACGUAUUCGCCGUGCUGGUUAUUCUGUUCGGAUUGAAUAUGAAUCCUUUGUCAACCAAUAUCGCAUACUGUUGCCUAAGGGUCUGGCAUCAACAAAAAGUGAUAUCCAAGAAUUUAUGCGUUGUAUACCCAUAAUAGACUCUGAGGAGAAUAUACAAUAUGGAAAUACAAAAAUAUUUAUGAGGGACCCAGAAAAGUUAUUACUUGAUGAUCAUCUACAUAGAAUUAUAAUGGAAAAAAUUUUAACCUUGCAAAGAUGGAUUAGAGCUCAAUUGGAGCAUAAACGCUACAAAAAGUUUAGAGCAGGCGUGAUUAAAUUACAGGCUCUAACUCGAGGUGUUUUGGCUCGAAUUAAAAUGCAACGGAAACAUGCUGCUGUUAUUUGUAUCCAAUCUUGGUGGAGGAAAAUUGUUGCACAACGAAAGUAUAGAAUAAUAAGGCAUACUGUAUUAGGAAUACAAUCACUAGCCAGAGGAAAUGCUCAAAGAAAAUGUUUGGAAGAGCGCCGAGCUUCAAAAGAAAACAAGUCAAGUUCCCCUCGCCCUAUGAUCACCCGUAUUACCAAAACAACGUUGCCAAAAUUGGAUAUUAAUGAUCCUGAAAGUUUGGCAGCCUUUGCUUCUCCUGAUUCUUUUGAUUCAAGAGAGUUGGACGAUGAACUUCUCCUUUCUAUAGGGGAGGAAGAAGAAUCCGAUGAAGAUGAGGAAGAGGAGGAGGAAGACGGGGAGAGGUUGGAAGAAGAAAUGUUUGAGCUUGAUGAUGAGAAGUUGGCAAAGCACAAAAGAGAGCAUCCCGAACUUGCACUAGAUGCAGACUUCAUUUUGGAAGAUGCCCGUCUUAAACUGAUCCAAUCCCAUUCUUACGAGGCCAAAAGAAAAAUGAUGCAAAGGAGGCAAUCUUUAGCCGCUACUUCUGCUAGAAAGCAUAAAAUGCUGCGGCGGGCAGCUAGUACAGAAAGCGACCAAAUCCAAGAUUCGUCGUGUAAAGCUAAAGUAAUUCCAAGUUCAAUCUCAAAAGUUGGUCCAAAAGCAAAAAACAGCUUUUUAAAAGCCACAAAGCAAAUUAAAGCUCUUCUCAAAAAAGCUGGAAGGCAGGGGGCUGUUGAUGUUGGGGGAGAAGGAGGGCAUUUUGAAUUUGAUGCAAUACCUUCUGCUUCUACAAGAAGGCAAUAA
Messenger RNA from Meloidogyne enterolobii, 2535 nucleotides. The record is from the annotation of a GenBank genome assembly. Lineage: Eukaryota; Metazoa; Nematoda; Chromadorea; Rhabditida; Meloidogynidae.